Anopheles moucheti is the source of this 737-nucleotide messenger RNA. Its product is annotated as lysozyme-like. Gene Ontology annotation, molecular function: lysozyme activity. Bases 145 to 648 code for a protein of 167 amino acids. Lineage: Eukaryota; Metazoa; Arthropoda; Insecta; Diptera; Culicidae. The record is from RefSeq and is a predicted model, not a curated record. The transcript has 4 exons.
ACGCGUGUGAAGCGGACGCCUCUUAUCCUUCGGUUCGGUUGCUCAGUGUGUGACGGUCCAUUCUGCUUGCGUUAAGCCGUAUUACAUCCGUGUCGUGUUGUAUGCUCUUUGUGUAGGCAGACUAGUGACAGCGACUGUACCAAAAUGGAGCCCAAAUCUUUCGCGAUCGUCUGUUUGUGUUUGAUUGCUGUCGCUUUUGGCAGCGUAAUGGCGGAUGUUUCUCACAUCGCUCCCGAAGCGCUGGAAAAUCCUGUGACGGAUGUGUGCCUGUCCUGCAUCUGUGAGGCGUCGUCCGGUUGCGAUGCGUCGCUGCGCUGCAAUGGCGAUGUGUGCGGUAUGUUCCGCAUUACCUGGGCGUACUGGGCCGAUGCCGGCAAGCCUGUCCAGCAGGGCGAUUCACCCGACUCCCAGAAUGCUUAUCCGAACUGUGCCAACGAACCGUACUGUGCUGCACGUACCGUCCAGGGAUAUAUGAGAAAGUUCGGACAGGACUGUAAUGGUGAUGGUACGAUCGAUUGCUUCGAUCACGCGAUCAUCCACAAGCUUGGAGGCUACAACUGCAAGAACCAGGUACCGAUCGUCUACCAAACCAAGGUCGACGAAUGCAUCCAGCGUAAGGCCGCCGAGUAUGGAGUCGCCCGCCAAUAGUGGUCAUUGCGACUAUUCACCAUUUCUUUUUAUUUAUGACAUAGAUUUAAAACAAUGCGGCUUCUCUCUCAAAUCCCCAGCACAAGAUG